AUGCAGCAGCACGGCAGUCAGCUGGUGCCAUGUGCACUAAGGGCAACGUUUGCAAAUGGCAGUUCUGCCACGCUGGAGGCGGUGGGGAAGGACAACGGAAAGCAGCAGUUUCACGUGCUUUGGAGGCACAGCAAAGCCAGGUGAGCCCUGCAUACAGCGUUAGUCAUGUUCGAGACAACUGUGGAAAAGGGAUGAGCGGUAGUGAAGUAUGAAGCCACAAACCCCAUGGAAGAGAGAAAAAAUUAUCAUUAACCUAACCACACACAGAGUGGUUAGGAAGGAAAAUAAGAAACUUCACUUGGAAAGUACAGCCAACAUCUGAAAGGUGCCCACUGAGUGGGUCAAGGUCAUAAGAAAGCAUUAGGGAGCAGGUUAUAGGCAGCAAACUGGAAAUGAGCUUGUGCUCUGAUGUGGAGGGAAUAAUUCUACCUGGCCGCUGCCCUCCCCGUUUAAGCGGGGCUGGACUAUUUGCCUUGCUCCUUUUGCAGCGGCCAAACUCCGGCACUGGAACUGCCUGCGUGGGGCUCAUCCUGUGCUGGCCAUGGCUUCUGCCGGCGUGGCGCAUGAGAGGCAGGCAGCUGGGCGGAGGAGAGCGAUGACCUUCCCUUGCGAGGGGGAGGAGGCAGCAGCUUCCUGCCCACAGAGCGAGCGAGAGGCGCCUUGCUGCUACCACUUUCUGUUUCUCUUCCCGCCAGUGCCCUCCCUCCAGCCCUCGGCCCUGUACUGUACCUCAGGUGCCAUGGCUGACCUAGGUGCUGUGGCCACGUUUGAGGAGGACCUGACCUGUCCCAUCUGCCUGAGCAUUUACAGCAACCCCGUGUCCCUGAGCUGUGGUCACAGCUUCUGCAAGAAGUGCAUCCAGGAGGCGCAGAGCCACCAGCAUGGCCCGCAGAGCCUUUUCAGCUGCCCGCUGUGCUGCGCCCAGGCAGGCCCCGCUAUGGAGCUGCAGCCCAACAUCCAGCUCCGCAGCAUAGUGCAGAAGUUUUUGGAUGCUCCCACUCAUGAAGAGGAGAAAAAUAGUGAAGUGCAACGUGAAGAGAAGGGGGAAAGUUCGGCCCAGCAAGACGAGGUGAUCCUGUGUGAUUUCUGCCUUCAGGAGCCCCAGCCAGCCUUGAAGACCUGCCUGAGCUGUGAGGCCUCCCUGUGCCAAGCCCACCUGAGCAAGCACAGUACAAAUAACUCCCUGAAAGACCAUGUCCUGAUGGAGCCCUGUAAUGCACUGGGUUUGGCUGAGAGGAGAUGCUCCCAGCAUGGCAAACUGCUGGAAUGCUACUGCAAGACAGACUCGGUUUGCAUCUGCAUGCUGUGCUGUGUCACCAGCACCCACAAGAACCACAAGAUCAUCGCUUUGGAGGAGGCUCAUAGACAAGCACAGAGUGUUUUUCCUGAAACUCUGAAAACAAUGAAAAGACACGAAGCGGCGCUGAAUCAAAGCAUAGCAAGCCUGCUGAAACAAGAAGAGGAAGUAAAGACUAAGGAGAGCUGGCAGAGGAAUCAGCUGGAGAGUCUCUUCAAAGACAUGCAUCAGCAGCUAGAUAACAAAAAAGGAGAGAUCCUGGAAGUUCUCAGUCGCAACGAGGAGCAACAGCUUUCUCAGAUUCAGACGCAGAUACAAAAACUCAGAAAGGGGAAGGAUGCAGCCAGCCGUGAGGUACAGGAGUUGGAGGCUCUGAGAGAUCAGAAAGACCUACUUCUUUUCACCAAGGCUUUUUCAGCUAUUCGAACCAGGAAACACAAGGCAGUUCCUAACAAAGCUGUUGUAAAACUGUCAAAGCCAACAUCCAUCAGUAUGGAUGAAUUAACAACAGAAAUCACUCAGAUGCUUUUCCAGCAAUUCCUCUCAGAUAUGCAGUCCUCAUUUAAAACACCACCUGUUCAUGAACAUCUGACUUCUUCAAUGUAUCAAGGAGGUGGAUCUGCUUACCGUAGCAACACAGUCAUUGCAUCUUCACUUGUUUCUUUCUCCUUUGGGAUACCAUAUCCAUACAGUCCCAUCCCACACGCACAGAGCGACCAGAGCUUCUCGGAGGGCUGUCACUUCUGGGAGGUGGACACCAGCAAUGCGAGUCGCUGGAAGCUUGGAAUCACUCAACCCAACAUUGAGUGCUACCUGCAACUGUCUAAUUGUUACCUCUCUGUGUUCCUAGGUCAAGCAAUGAUUUCAGAAAAGAACUUACCUGCAGCUCUCAAAGUGGUCAGGGUAGAGUUAGAUUGUGGAAGAAAUACACUGUCAUUUUAUAAUGUGUCUGUCAAGGACGGAGAUCCUGCUGAGAGCCUCGAGCUUCUACAGAGAGUAAACAUCCCUUCAAAGUAUCCUGCCCGUGCCAUCUUCGGUGUGUCUGAUGGCUCUUUGAAUCUCCUGUAGUGAUGUGGGGACGAGGUCCUGUUUUGUAUUUCCAUAUGUAUUGGGACUGCUGCUGCCUGGAGGCUGUGCUAAGCUAGCACAUUAAAAAUUGGAUUUUGGGCUGCUGUGAUGGCUCAUCUGUGUGAGGGCAAGGCCUCUGUGGGGUAUAUCUUGCUGCUUACUGCAAGAGCUCCUAUCUUAUCUGUUCUGUUAAUCACAAUGGAAAUAUCGUUAAGUUGCGCUUUUUUGUUCGGCUGUAUCAAAUGCUGUGUUGGCUGCAUAUUAUUAAAAUAAUUUAGCUGGCAAAA
This is a messenger RNA of Grus americana (Whooping crane), 2652 nucleotides long. RefSeq names its product tripartite motif-containing protein 6-like. The record is from RefSeq and is a predicted model, not a curated record. Bases 542 to 2365 code for a protein of 607 amino acids. Lineage: Eukaryota; Metazoa; Chordata; Aves; Gruiformes; Gruidae. Gene Ontology annotation, molecular function: zinc ion binding. The transcript has 6 exons.